Auxenochlorella protothecoides is the source of this 408-nucleotide messenger RNA. RefSeq lists its product as hypothetical. The transcript has a single exon. The record is from RefSeq and is a predicted model, not a curated record. Bases 1 to 408 code for a protein of 135 amino acids. NCBI's taxonomy places the organism in Eukaryota, Viridiplantae, Chlorophyta, Trebouxiophyceae, Chlorellales, Chlorellaceae.
AUGAGCAGAUCUGCCUCUCUGAACGCGCCUCGGACAAUCGCCCGCGGGUUGACUUCCCCACGCUCACGUACAAACCAGCUUCCCAGCACAGGAGGUCGGUGUGCUACAGGAUAUCACAGCAUGACGAUUGUAAUUUCCCGACACAGGGUCAAGCAAUGCUUUAAACUGGUGUGCCUCAGCGGGUGCUCAAUGGCAAGGCCUAUGGGCAGAGAUGGCAACGCAGCUGCCGCUCACUUCUUUGACUUGAGGGUCAUUGAGAGCCAGUCCAGCCCCUCGAACAGGCCCUCACCCUUGAUGGCAGAGGUCUUGAAGAUGGACCAUGCCCGCGUCUUGAUGCUGCUCAGCCCCAGGCCCUCCGCGACCUCCGCCUGGCUCAAGGCCCCCGGGAGGUCCUGCUUGUUGGCAUAG